UACAUGAAUAUUUCCUGAAAAUCCAUACUAUUUUUAAUAGAAAUCAAAUUUAAAGUUUGAAUUUUUAGAACCGCGCCAAAAACGCUAUUCCUGUGAUGGCGCCGGCAGAUGAGGUCUGUGACGUCACACGCCAGUAAACACGAUCACGAGCUGUCAGCCGAAGUUAAUAUCAUUAUUGUGCUUGAUUUUGCUAUAAAAUCAUAGAUAAAAUGGUCUAUAAAUGGUGUGUAGUGCCAAAAUGUACGAAUACGUGUAUAAAUAGUCCACAAACAUUGUUUGUUUCUGUUCCAACCGAUUGUAAAAGACGAAAAAAGUGGUUAAUAUUAGCUCGGAGAGACCCAAAGGGCAUUUCAUCGACUUCAAAUGUAUUUAUGUGUGAAGAUCACUUCGAUAUGGAAAAAGACACCAUUAACUACAAAAUGGGUUUCAGCAAGAAGAUACUUUUGACAGAAGAGGCUGUGCCAACAAAAUUUCAUUGUCAAGAAGAUCGUAAAAGACCACUGUCUGAUGCUCGAGGAGCAUAUGUCAAGAGGAAAAGAAUGGAUUUGGUCAACACAUGUUUGCAAAGUCAAAAUGCUACUGAAGCCCAAGCUGAAAGCUUACAAAAAGAUGAGAGUUUGAUACAAGACAUUAUUGAACCUCAAGGUAUGUAA
Molecule: messenger RNA, 653 nt
Organism: Acanthoscelides obtectus
Lineage: Eukaryota; Metazoa; Arthropoda; Insecta; Coleoptera; Chrysomelidae
Source: the annotation of a GenBank genome assembly